ACUUUGCGUCAAGGCUUCGGCUUUGCUUCAUUACAAAUACAUUACAGAUUUGCCAUGGCAGUUACGGUGUCCGGCACCGACAGCUCAGCUUAGCCUGCCGGCAAACGUACUAGACACCGAAUGAAACCCGGCACACGCGAUGUUAUCCACCUCCACCCUCACACCUGCAAAUCCUCAUCAGCCCACCUCACCCUCUUCACCAAACCUGGCCUUGCGCUAUCCUCCCGCGUCUUCCUCUUCCCCACCAACAUCCCAGGCCCAUCCACCUCCCCCUCUCUUCUCCUAAUCCCCUUCCAGCGCUCAACCCACGCUCCCACGUCCUGCAUCCCAUAUCCGUCCCGGGGCUUCUCGCACCAUGCCAACUCGCUCCGGCCAACGCACAGCGCAGCGAAGAAGUCCUCCGCAUCGCCACGCCACGCCUCCGCCAUGCGGCCACGCACUUCCUCCUUCACCUCGCGGCUCACCCCAAGUCCACAAGCGGCGGGAUGCCUGAGCAUCUCGUCAACCGUCAGAUGCUCGAGCGGCACAUGCAUCGCCCACGCGAGAAAACACUGCUUCGGGAGCGCGACCCCCAGCGUCGCAAUCUCGAACCCCUCCUCCAAGUCAUCCCCCGCUCCCUCUUCGCCCGCCGCGUCCUCCGCGGUGCGGCGCAGUGCGUCCCGUCCCCACCCCUCCACCACCUCUCGCAACGGCUCGACCCAGGCGAACCCAUGGCCCUCCCCGACGCUGUCCAGGAACGCCAGCACGCCAGCGCGCGUGUGCGGUGGCGGUGGUGAAUUGCGUCUGGUAGUACGUCUGGAGGUCGGGACGCCAGCGGGUGAGUUGGGCUUGGCUGGCGGUGCGAGCGCGGAGGGCGUCGUGUGUGCGUUUCGCUUUGGACAGGAUGAGCCGGGUGUCGGGUGUGGCGAGGGCUUCGGCGAGCGGUUUGAUGUCGGUGUCGCACAUGUUGUGGUGUUGUGUAUAUAUGGCCGCGAGUCCGGCUUGCGAAUGCGUGCGUGGAAAUGUGAAGAGAAUAGACUACAGCUGCCUUCCGGCCGGUGUGAAAGAUGGUGGUGGCCCGAACUCUCCACCUUUUUCACACCUGUAGUGAUGCUUCCUCUGCCUGCGCGGAGCUACAGAAUUGUAACACACUGAAACUCGUACAAUUUAAUCUUACACGGACAGUGUGUCCUUAGAUUCGUUAGAGCCUCCUGGUGACUCGAACUGCUUUUCCUCAGUCCUGGCCAUCGUCCCGCUGACUGGGUUCAUCGACGAGCUGAGAUCGAGGUUACGGUUCACUGCAUCACUCGACAGGACGUGUGCGGCAACCUUGCCUGCAAGAGGCCCGUUGUUAGUAUCGUUCAUGUUGAGCACUUC
Paraphaeosphaeria sporulosa is the source of this 1356-nucleotide messenger RNA. RefSeq lists its product as uncharacterized. NCBI's taxonomy places the organism in Eukaryota, Fungi, Ascomycota, Dothideomycetes, Pleosporales, Didymosphaeriaceae. The record is from RefSeq and is a predicted model, not a curated record. Bases 121 to 1134 code for a protein of 337 amino acids. The transcript has 3 exons.